GCUGUAGUCGCCGUUAGCUGUACCGUAUGAACCGGUAUAAAGUGGUAUACCGUGAUAAUAUCGUUAUUGUGAAGCCUCUGGUUUAUUCCCACCCUGUCCUAAACAUCCACCUGGAAUAACCUCAAGUCUGACUGGUUUCUUCGAGGAGAACUGGACCCGCUGGCCGGCGUGAUGUACGUCCUGUGCACGCUGGCGGUCCUGACCCUCCACGGCCUCUUUAAGAGCUGGAACAACCGAGCCGUGGAGGCAGGAGGAAGCUCGGAGGCAGCAGCGCAGAGCAACCGUUCAGGGAGGAUUGUGGAGCAGCGAGGAGGGAGGAGCUGCAGGGCUGCAGGGCCGCGGCGGCGAGGAGGAGGCAGGAAGCGAGCGCAGCCGGUCCAGCGGUCCAGCGCUCUGCUCAGCCCGGCGGUCAUGUUCAGCACAAGAAAGACCUGGGACCUUGGCCACGCCCCCUGCCUGCAGGAGCUCUGGAAGAACGACUUCUCAUUGGACGCGAGCUCAGUGGACUUCCUGAUGAGUGAUGGUGAAGACGACGGCUCCUUCCUGUCUCUGCCCACCGCCGCCUUCGCACAACGCCCGUCUCUGAGCGCCGCCGCCUUCGCACAGCAUCCGUCUCUGAGCGCCGAGCUGUCGGAAACAAGCGCACCCAGCCAGCAGCUGCUCAUCCAGAGGGUCACCUGGUCCUGCUGUUGGACUCCCGCCAAUACUCUACAGGACAAAGUGUGUGAGUUUCAGGCCCGUCUUCGCUCUGAAGAAGUCACUCGUCACGUACUGCUACAGCAGCUGCAGCAGCUGCGCGUUCAGGAGAAGACGUGCGUGGGCGCCGGUGGCGUUCAGGCGCCGCAGGAGGAGCGGCUGUCGGCUCCGCCCAACGGUGUGAGGGCGUUGCAGCCAGGUGAACAACCUUCAGAUCGUCUCAGCUGUCCAGAAGAAGAGCAGCUCGUUACACGGCUGCGCACACAGGUGGAGGAGCUGGAGGAGAAGCUGUUGGAUCAGAGUCAGGAGGUGGAGAGACUUCGCUCUGAACUGGGGGCGACAGACCUGGAGAAGCAGCUGGAGCUGCUGGUGGUGGAGAACCAGCGUCUGAAGCAGGAGCUCAAGUCCUGCAGGAGCUCCGACGCUGCUGCAGACAGCUGCAGCCGCUGCCCUCACAGCCAGGAUGCGGAGUCCCUGCGGAGGGAGGUGUCCCGCUGGGAGAGCCAGGCCCGGCAGAGGGAGCGGCGGCUGGCUGAGCUGGAGCGAGAGCUGCUGGAGAAAAGCUCGCGGGCGGAGAGCCUCCGCCGGCAGCUGGACGACGCCACGCGGCAGCUUGAGGAGUCGCGGCGCAGGCACGGCGAGGCCGAGCAGAAACUCUCCCUCCGGCUGCAGCAGUGUGAGGACGAGCUCGCCAGGCAGGCAGCGGCGCCCGCCAGAGUCAAGUACGUGAGCCAGCCGGUGGAGGUGGAGGUGGAGUCGGCCGACUCCCAGCGAGCGCUGGCCGAGCUGCAGGCCAAGAACGGAGGGCUGCAGGAGCAGCUGUCUGUCCAGAGACAGCUGCUGAGAGAGCUGGAGACACAGCUGCAUGAGUCCCAGAGGACCUGCGCUCAGCUCAGGACGCAGCUGCUCUCCGAUCGCGGCCGUCUGUGCAGCCUUCUCUCCAACACCGUCGGCAAGGGCAACAGCGAGGUGGUUCGCAGGUUGUCCAAGAUCCUGGUGUACGAGGGCGAGAUGGAGCGCGCUCAGGGUCAGCUGGAGGUGGAGAUGCAGAACCUGGAGGAGGAGAAGAACCGAGUGAUCGAGGAGGCGUUCAUCAGAGCCGAGAGCGAGAUGAAGGCCGUCCACGAGAACCUGGCCGGAGUGCGUAUGAACCUGCUGAGUCUGCAGCCGGCCCUCCGGACUCUAACCUGCGACUACAACAGUCUGAAGAGGCAGGUGCAGGACUUCCCCUUCAUGCUGGACAAAGCGAUCACAGAGGCCAAGCAGGAGAUCUGCCAGGUGAUCAGCGACGUGAGCUCCACCAAUCAGGAGCUGCUGCGUAAAUACAAGCGAGAGAUGAACCUGAGGAAGAAAUGUCACAACGAGCUGGUUCGACUCAAAGGUAACAUCCGGGUGUUCUGCCGCGUCCGGCCGGUCAGUCAGGAGGAGCAGGACUCCGCCGCCGACGCCAAAACCAUGCUGAGCUUCGACUCGGACGACGACGCCAUCCUCUACCUCGCCAACAAAGGCAAAAUGAUGACCUUUGAACUGGACAAAGUCUUCCCUCCUCAGGCCACACAGCAAGAGGUGUUUCAGGAGGUCCAAUCACUGGUCACUUCCUGUAUCGACGGCUUCAACGUCUGCAUCUUCGCCUACGGACAGACGGGCUCGGGGAAAACCUACACCAUGGAGGGCGUGCCGGACAACCCCGGCAUCAAUCAGCGAGCGCUGCGCCUGCUGUUCUCCGAGGUGACGGAGAAAGCUCCAGACUGGGACUACAAGAUCUCCGUCAGCAUGGUGGAGAUCUACAAUGAGACGCUGCGGAACCUGCUGGGGGAGAAUCCCAGUGACAAGCUGGACAUUAAGAUGAACCCGGAUGGCAGUGGACAGCUCUACGUCCCGGGACUGACCGAGUUCACCGUCCAGAGCCCUGAGGACAUCAACCGCGUGUUUGAGCUGGGUCACAUGAACAGAGCGACAGCCUGCACCAACCUGAACGAACACAGCUCUCGCUCCCACGCUCUGCUCAUCAUCACCGUGUCAGGAUUCAACUCUGCUACUGGAAACCGCACACAAGGGAAGCUGAACCUGGUGGACCUGGCGGGCUCAGAGAGGAUCGGGAAGUCCGGCGCCGAGGGCAGCCGCCUCCGAGAAGCUCAGUGCAUCAACAAAUCUCUGUCGGCGCUCGGCGAUGUCAUCAACGCGCUGCGGGGCAAACACUCCCACGUCCCGUUCAGGAACUCCCGCCUCACCUACCUGCUGCAGGACUCGCUGAACGGAGACAGCAAGACGCUCAUGAUGGUGCAGGUGUCUCCGCUGCCCGGGAACAUGAGCGAGUCGGUCUGCUCACUGAAGUUUGCCCAGCGCGUCCGCAGCGUGGAGCUGAGCGCCUCGUCUUCGUCCUCCAGGAGACAAGAGAACUCGUCCACGUCGUCCUCGCCCACGCACGACAGCGUCGAGCUGGACUCUCCCCCGGUGACCCCCGUCCCCCUCCCCCUCUCUCGGGCCAGCAGCGCCGGCUCCACCCUCUCCUCCACCUCCAGGACCCCCAGCAGCUCCCGCAGGAGGUCCCAGUCCCAGCUGUCCACAGACAGACAGGUAGACAGAGGCAGCCCAUUGGUCGGGGACGGUGGGCAGGACGACUGAAGCUGACGGCCUGAGCGACCUGUGGGGGGGGCGCCUGGGUCUGACCGCAGAGUGUCUGCCAACACUCUGAGGCCCCCAUAAACCCCACCUGCCUGUCCUCGCUGGAUUCAUUACCCUCCUCAGCCACCGGGGGCAGCAAAGCCUGAUGGGAACUUGAGCGAUCGGCGUCUCUCUGUCGCCUGUCAGCAGAGAACAUGGCCAAACGUUUUCCGUGUCUUCUUGCUGUGAUGAUAAACAUUUUUUAAAAGACUUAAAAAUUCAACCCCCCCCCCACUCCCUCCCUCCGUUAAGCAGUAUACGCUCUCCAAUCACAGUAUUUCUUUAAUUGUUUCUUUGUAAAGUUGCACUUUAAACUUUAGAGAUUAUUUUCUAACCCACGAUUCCAGAUGUGGUUGAUUUAUAAUAUAUGCAUAACACGGUUAUAUUAUAUUUAUGUUUGACAUGCUUUAAAUUUUUGUUUAAUUUUCUCUCCUUUUGUUGAGGAAAAGAGUGAGACGCAGUUAACCUUCAAAUGUUGUGAUUCUCAGAAAGUCAGGAAUCCUCCUGUGUAGGAGGCCGUCUCUGUGUCCUCCGUUAUCCAAUCAGGGUACGCCACUGAUACCGAGCUGUCCAAUCAGACGUGAGCAAUACGAAGAACUCUUCUUCCCGUACACGAUUGUGGUUUUUUGGAUCUUCUUCUGUUUCCUGUGGAUGUUUUUUAUUUUUCAUGCUGACGUUGAAGCUUUUGGUUGAACAAAAUAAGGUGUCGAAUCUUCUUCACUUUCCUCGACUCUUUCUCCCCGCUGUGUUCCCGCUGACGUCUCGUCACCUCUGUAUUUAUCUAGGAAGCCACAGGUGACCUUUAACCCCGGCCAGGAGACAUCUGUAGCUGGCGAGCUGGCUGAGACCCAGGCGGAGCGGAUAGUUUAGCCGUAGAUGUAGGAACAGGAAUGCUUAGAAACGCCAUGAGCUCGCUGUGUGUCUGCUUGCUUUGUCUCUCUGCUGUACAUCUCUACAGUUUGCUUCAUUUUGUAUUCCCUUUUUAAUAAACAAGACAUCC
Sander lucioperca (pikeperch) is the source of this 4360-nucleotide messenger RNA. It is a transcript of the gene kifc3, whose product is annotated as kinesin family member C3. The transcript is spliced from 23 exons. NCBI's taxonomy places the organism in Eukaryota, Metazoa, Chordata, Actinopteri, Perciformes, Percidae. The coding region runs from base 172 to 3321 and encodes 1049 amino acids. Gene Ontology annotation, molecular function: ATP binding; microtubule binding; microtubule motor activity. Gene Ontology annotation, biological process: microtubule-based movement. The record is from RefSeq and is a predicted model, not a curated record.